This is a messenger RNA of Scatophagus argus, 1597 nucleotides long. RefSeq names its product galectin 17 (gene igldcp). Lineage: Eukaryota; Metazoa; Chordata; Actinopteri; Scatophagidae. Gene Ontology annotation, biological process: positive regulation of T cell proliferation; cell surface receptor signaling pathway; immune response. Bases 125 to 943 code for a protein of 272 amino acids. The transcript is spliced from 7 exons. Gene Ontology annotation, cellular component: external side of plasma membrane. The record is from RefSeq and is a predicted model, not a curated record.
CACUCCAAACACAAGCCCACACAUCACACACAUCACACACACAUCACACACACACGCAGCAGCAGCAGCAGCAGCAGCGGAGGAAGGAGAAGAGGACUGGACUGAGUUUCCAAGCAGAGACAUCAUGAAAACAGUCCGGUUUUUCAUACUCUUCCUGAGUUUGCUGGUUGGCAGUUUAGUUGACUCCUCUUCCCUGUCCUCCCUCCAGCGUGUCAUCACUUGCAGGGUGGGAAACCAGGUGGUGCUUCCCUGCAGCUGGAAGUCUCGCCUGCAGGACGUGGCCCCGUCCAGCUGCCACAUCCAGUGGACGAAGCCGGUCGAGACCGUGUUCGAGCAGUGGGGGGAGCGGCAGUGGCAGGCGGACGAGUUUGCUGGUCGAGCGACGCUUCCCGAGGAGAGGCUGGACUCCGGCGACUGUUCCCUCAUCAUCAGUGAUGUUCAGAUCGGAGACGCGGGGACUUACGAGAGCUUCAUGGUGGUGGACGGAGUGAGGUCCAGAAAGACCAGGGUCUUCAUUCAGGGCGUCAAGCUGUCUGUGUUCGACCAUAAAUCCCGUCUGUCUCUGGGUCUGGGUGAGGACCUGGUCCUGGAUCUGCACACCCAGUACUCUGUGAGGGUGGUUUUCCUCGGCAGGAACAGCUCACAGUGGUCGGACCUGUGGAUGAGGGGCAAUGAAGACAGCGAGCGCCUGGAGAAGCACCCCCUGAAAGAGCAGCUGACGAUAAAGAAGUUAAAGAGCUCGGAUGAGGGGACGUUCAAAGUCCUGGAUGCUAACGGGCUCGCUGUCAGCACCGUGCAGCUCUUUGUGGAAGAACGCACAGAUGCACAGCGCCAGGUGUGGGACGAUGGAGUUCUGGCAGGCGAUCCUGCCAGAAGCUGCAGCUCAGCUCUUCCCAUCUUGUCUGUAUUCGUUGCGAGUUUCCAAAUUCUUCAUCUCCUCUAAGGAAAUUCAUUUGCACAGUAACUCCACACAGACAACGACGGCAACUGCCUGUCCACUGAACACGUGAUGUCAGUCUGCUCGAACUAACUCGCACGAGUGUAGAAACCACGAGUCUUGUCAUUUCAGGGGGUGUUCUAUGUUUGUCACCAUAAAUAAGAAGUGUGUCAGCAGUGAAUGUUGUUAAGAGCUGCUGACGAGCUGAAAUACUCCAGGGGAAAAGUCCUGCAUUGAAAACGUUGUGGAGUGAAGAGUACAGCAUUUCCCCCUGAAAGGAGGAGGUAGAAAAUGGCACCAUUUUUAUGAUGUUGUAGGUUGCUCUUCGUAUUUAACAUGUGUUUAUCCUUCUGGGGCUUUUGGUAUUUUUUUUCAAAAUUCAAUAAAAUUCUAAUCAUAAAAAAGAAAAUGGCACCAAAAGUCCCCUGAACUUGUGCUGCGGUAAGGUGACCUGGUUUGGAUGGCCUCCUUCUUGUUCAUAUCAACCACUUUCCACUGAACUGAUGUUUCGUGUUUGAAAUCAUUAGCAGUUAAUUCAGUCAGAUGUUCCUGUUCUCGUCACAGCCACAGAUUUGUCUGUGUGUGUGUGUGUGUGUUGUGUAGCCUCCUGUGGUGCCGUGAUUAAUAUUUACAGUAUUUAUAAAUCACUUUUCAACUUGC